AUAGCACAUCCAAACACAAAGCGCGAGAAACCAUGACAAAGACAAAGCCUGGCUCAAAGCCGAAGCGCAAGAAAGCGAGCAAAGGCAAGGUGCACAAGACCAAGACAAAAGUUGGACAAGGAACAGUGGGAAAGCGAUCAACAACUGGGGAGCCUGAAGAGCCUGCACCAUCAACGAAGAAUGAGGGAACAUUCCAGGUUGAAUUCCAGUUUUUUGAUCCUGAAGAGGAGGAUUUUCAUAGUGUUCGAGACCUACUGUGCAGCGGCACACUUGGCUUUGCUGAAUUGGAUUUUUCAGGUUUAGCCAACAGUAUUGUGGACCAGGUCAAUAUUGGUACAAUGGUAAAAUCAGGCAAUCCUGAUGAAGCACGGUCGGGUGUUGACCAAGAGGACGAAGACGUGACACUUUGCGGCAUGCUUACAAUUCUAAAUUUGCAGCAGUUCGCCAACACUACGUGGUGCAAGAGCCUUGCGACCCUGCUGGAAAGCAAGGCCAAAUCGGAGAAGCAGCUACUUCAGUACACGCGUUGCUCUGGACAAGAUCAAGUGGGUUUGAUCCUUUCUGAGCGCUUUGUCAAUUUGCCGCUGGAAGUCAUACCGGCAAUGCACAGUGCGAUACUUGAAGAUAUUAAGUGGUCUUGCACCACAGAGUAUUGCCCGCCAGAGGAGCGGCCAUUUUACUUCUUCACACACUUUCUGUGCUUGGCUCGUUGUCAAGCUGUCACAGAAGACCAAGGCCCAUUGCAGUCACUUCAGCUUAAGAAUGGUACCCUACUCCAAUUCUCACGAGCCGAGGAGCUGGUGCUUGCCCGUGCAGCGUCCUUUGUCUCCAGCUUCCCGCAACAAUCCAAAGAUGGCCGCAAGGCAUCGAGCUUUGGCAAGAAGCGGAAGGUGGAAGGCGAUGUCAAGGGUCAGGAAACAGCUUUGCUUUGAGGAACAUGUUGCGGUACUGGUGCUGACUCGGAAGGCUUAUGAAGGAGCCGUCAAGAACAUGCGUGAGGCCCUAAAAGAGGCUUGAUGAACUGCUUUGGCAUCAA
Molecule: messenger RNA, 1036 nt
Organism: Durusdinium trenchii
Lineage: Eukaryota; Dinophyceae; Suessiales; Symbiodiniaceae
Source: the annotation of a GenBank genome assembly